AAAAUUACUCAUACAUAAAUGAAAAUUGCAACAAAUAUAUAUGAGUUUGGUGAAAGACCUAAUUUUUGGUGAUAAAACACAAAUUACCAAAUUUAGAAUUUGAUUUGGCGAAAGACCUAAUUUCAUAUAAUCUGAAGAAAAUUCUUGUACAUUUCCGGAACUGUUAUGCUGCCAAAACACAAGGCGAUGAUUGUUCCGUUGACACGAAUGUUGUCUCUGAUCAUCAUCACAUUCCUCAUCUUUUACGAAGAUAGGGUUUCGAUACCCUCCUGCGAGGUCGUACCCAGACCCAAUCAGGAUGAUGAAUAUCAUCAUCACCACCAUCAUCAUCCGGAGGAUUUGAAGGUGAUGAUAGUUGCAGACUUGCUCUUGUUGGGCUCCGAAGCUCCUUACAUUAACAUCUUCUUCAGAGACCAUUACUUGUCCCAAUUCUUCAGGAAAUCAAUUGAAAUCUUGAAGCCAGAUAUGCUGCUUGUAUUAGGAGAUGUUUCUGCUAGAGGAUCAGAUUUGACGAGAAGUGAGUGGUCAUCUGUGCUCCAUCAGUUUCAUGGAUUGUUGGGUCCCUUUUUUGACCAUCCAUUUCAUGUUAUUCUCGGAGAUAGGGAUAUUGGAGAAUGUGGUGCACUAAACACAAAAUCUGUAAAUUGGAUAGCUAGCAGUUUUCCCGGAUUGGAUUCCGCUGGUUGUGGUGCCUUUGAAAUUAGUAACAUUAGCUUUGUUUCACUUAAUGCUGUGGCAUUGCUCUGUGGCAACAAUAAGCUACGUUUUAGUGUUGAAAAAGUAAUAGAGAGAGAAAGCAUAGAUUUGCGGAUGGACAGUGAACACACAACAGAACUGAUGAUUGAGUCUAGCAAAAUCAGUUUGACUUCCGGUGACGUUGGGUGGAGAGAAAAUGCUGUGUCAUCUGGGUCGGGUCCUGUCCUCUUACUUCACUUUCCACUGCAACAGAUGACAAACAACAACUAUUGGGGAAGUAUUAUCACUGAUGGAACUAAUCAUUCAUGUGAGAGUUCAAAAACACGACAGAGGGGGCUUGUUGGGACUGGGCCAUAUGACUUAUUGCACACUCUCCCGCCAAAUGCUACUGAAUAUAUCUUCCAAGCACUUAAGCCAAGGAUUGUUUUCAGCGCACAUGCUCAUGAAUUUUGUGAUCACAUUCACUCAGAUGGGACGCGUGAGGUUACUGUUCCGGCCAUGACAUGGGAUGCCAGGGAUGACCCUGGUUUUGUUGUUGCCACUUUCAGAAAGAAUGGGGGAGCAGUAACUGUCAGUUAUUGCUCCCUUGCUAAGGAAUCUCAUGUACUCACUGCUUAUUUUUCUAUUCUUGUCCUAUUAAUAUCAACUAUUGUUAUGGCAAAUACAUCAUCCUCAACAAAUUCACAAAGUUGAUAUUAGAAGACCUCAGUAUCAUGCCAAUCGUGUAUAAUAUUGUACAUUAUCCUUUAUAAGAAGGAUGAAGUUGACUCUUCCAUUUUUCAGGUAAAACAAAUUGAGUUAUGGGAAAUCAAAUUAUGCCUACAA
This is a messenger RNA of Cornus florida, 1521 nucleotides long. RefSeq lists its product as uncharacterized. Lineage: Eukaryota; Viridiplantae; Streptophyta; Magnoliopsida; Cornales; Cornaceae. The transcript has 4 exons. Gene Ontology annotation, molecular function: hydrolase activity. The record is from RefSeq and is a predicted model, not a curated record. Gene Ontology annotation, biological process: GPI anchor biosynthetic process. The coding region runs from base 166 to 1389 and encodes 407 amino acids.